Neopelma chrysocephalum (saffron-crested tyrant-manakin) is the source of this 3411-nucleotide messenger RNA. It is a transcript of the gene TBC1D14, whose product is annotated as TBC1 domain family member 14. Gene Ontology annotation, cellular component: recycling endosome; autophagosome. The transcript has 13 exons. The record is from RefSeq and is a predicted model, not a curated record. Gene Ontology annotation, molecular function: GTPase activator activity. Bases 183 to 1997 code for a protein of 604 amino acids. NCBI's taxonomy places the organism in Eukaryota, Metazoa, Chordata, Aves, Passeriformes, Pipridae. Gene Ontology annotation, biological process: regulation of autophagosome assembly; activation of GTPase activity.
CGGUCGCCAUGGGAGGCCCCGCGCCGGGCCGAGGGGGCGCCCGGCGAGCGGCGGCUGCUCCCCCUCAGCCGCGCUGAGCCCGGCGCUGCUCCGCGGGGACCGGAGGGCAGCGACAUGGACCGCCCGCCGCAGCCGCCGGCCGCCUCCUAGUCCCGCAGCGGCGGCUGCGGGGCGGUCCGGGCAUGGCCCAGCGGGAGGAUAACGGCGGAGGGCAGCGCUACCCCGGUACUAGUUGGGCCAAGACAACUGAUGCAAAUUUGUCCAACUCCUUAAAUGGUUUGACCUUCAUGGGAAUUCUGGAUGCAAGAGUGGGCAGCGGUAUCCAGGGCCUUCCAAACUUGAACUCCGGGACCCCGAGAGAUCUCUCAUUGCCUCAGUUUGGGCCUGGCCAGCUGUCCAGUGCUUUAGAAGAUUGUCAUAGCCUUAAAUCAGUGGAUUCUGGUAUUCCAAUUCUAGAAAUAGGAAAUCCAGAACCCGUUCACUGCAGUGUGUUAAAUGUGAAGAGAAAGCAGUCAGAACCUGAAAUUGUGCCUGACAGGGCGUUUCAGAGCGCGUGCACGCUGCCACCGUAUGUGCCUCCACCUUCUCUGGCUGCUGAGCAUGACCAUGCUGUGCGAAAAUCCUCCACUUUCCCAAGGACUGGGUAUGACACUGUCAAACUUUAUAGUCCAACCUCAAAAACUCUGAAUCGAAGUGAUGAUAUCUCUGUUUGUAGUGUGUCUAGUCUUAGCACAGAACUGUCAACGACUUUAUCGGUUAGCAAUGAAGACAUUUUGGACUUUGUGGUCACAAGCAGUUCAAGUGCAAUUGUGAAUCUUGAGACUGACGAGGCACACUUCUCGGACGUUACCCUGAAUUCCACUAAAGAGACCAAUGACCAGAGCCAGCAGGAGUGUUGUCCGGAGGCAGACGUGGAUAGUAAACGGAAAAUAUUGGGACCUUUUACGAACUUCUUUGCCAGGAAUUUGUUUACCAGAAAGCAAAGUGCAAGAUUUGAAAAACAAAAUGAUGUGGGAUGGAAGUUUUUUGGAAAAGUACCUCUCAGAGAAAACUCACAGAAGGACCCCAAGAAAAUGCAAAAGGAAUAUGAAGAAAAAACUGGACGAGCUCAAAAACCUCUCUCUCCUAAACAGAAUGUGAGGAAGAAUCUUGACUUUGAACCACUCUCCACUACAGCACUUAUUUUAGAGGACAGACCAGCGAACCUCCCUGCAAAACCAGCAGAAGAAGCUCAGAAACACAGACAACAGUACGAAGAAAUGGUGGUUCAAGCAAAAAAAAGAGAAUUGAAAGAAGCUCAGAAGAGAAAGAAACAACUGGAAGAACGCUGUAAACUGGAAGACAGCAUUGGCAAUGCUGUUUUAACAUGGAACAAUGAAAUCUUGCCCAACUGGGAAACUAUGUGUUGUUCCCGUAAAGUUCGAGAGCUGUGGUGGCAGGGCAUUCCCCCGAGUGUGAGAGGCAAAGUCUGGAGCUUGGCAAUUGGCAACGAGUUAAACAUCACCCAUGAACUGUAUGAUAUUUGCCUGGCUCGUGCCAAAGAGAAGUGGCGAUCACUUAGCACAGGAGGGGCUGAAGUAGAAUGUGAAGAUGCUGGAUUUUCUGCAGCUGAUAGAGAAGCAAGCUUGGAGUUAAUAAAACUGGAUAUCUCAAGAACAUUUCCUAGUCUUUGUAUAUUCCAGCAGGGUGGUCCUUACCAUGAUACGUUGCACAGUAUUUUAGGAGCCUAUACUUGUUACAGACCUGAUGUAGGCUAUGUACAGGGCAUGUCAUUCAUAGCAGCAGUAUUGAUCUUGAACUUGGAUACUGCAGAUGCCUUCAUUGCUUUUUCUAACCUUUUAAAUAAACCCUGUCAGAUGGCAUUUUUCCGUGUGGACCAUGGCCUUAUGUUGACUUACUUUGCCGCAUUUGAGGUAUUCUUUGAAGAAAACCUGCCAAAGUUAUUUGCUCACUUCAAAAAAAAUAACUUAACUCCAGACAUCUAUCUAAUUGAUUGAGAGGCCAGUAGACUGCACCUGUGUUCCUGUGACCCUGACACCUCUGUAUGAGUUGGCUGUGCUGUCUGCACCUGGGACUUACAGUGUUUGGAAGAGACCUGCAGACAGAAAAUCACCCACAGUACAGAGGGAGCAGAUCAUGUGCAGGGAGUGUGCCAGUGCUGCUGAGAGCCACUGCUCUCACUGGUUCAGUCAGGCAGCUGCUUUAUUGCUGUGAUAAUUUCAGCUGGGUUUCGGACCAGUAGCUCAGGUGUCUAAUAAAAAACAUCUUUCAGUGGGAAAUCUUUGAAGGGAGCAAAUGCUGUAUCCAUUCUUAGCAGUGAUUCCUAUUGAUGUUUCAUUGCUUGUUCUAGGGGGCCCAGUCUCUGUUCUUAGGGCUUGAUGCCUCAAUUCCAUCCAAGGAUUAAUGAAAGUUAAUUGCCUUGUGAAGUUCCUGCAAAUGGCGCUUCCUUCCAAAUUAUGAAGAGCUCAAUGGCAAAUACCUUAUUUGAUGUGACAGCUUUUUUGAUGUGAGCAAAUCUUCUCAUACAAAAGUAGUGUUCUAAUAAAUAGUUCUUUCUUCUGACAGUUAAUUUUCCACAUAGUUGGAGAUUUAAUACACAUGGGUUAUUCAGGUUAGGUCUGAAUCAUGACAGAAUAAUACCUUUUGAGAAUAAAAACAGUUCCAAAAAAUUGGCAUUGUUACUUAUCUUUAACCAGGACUCAUUUCUGGCUGGGUGUUUGCCUGCUGCUUGGUGACCAGGAAAGGACUCAGUUGAAUUGCUUCCUAUUGCACUGUUCCUUUUAAAUUGAAAAGCUGUUGCUGUUUCCUGUGCAUGUGUGUGUAUACACACAAGUCUUAACUGUGCUAUGUAGGUAUUCUGUAGCAAGACAGUUUUACGUGGCAUGUGACUGGACAAAAAUAUUGAGAGAUUAUAAAGUCUGCAGUGCACCAUCAGCCAGUAACCCAAAGAAAGAGCUUGUAUUGUGCUGUUCUUUCGCAUUUGUGCAUGUAUGUAAAAUACAUACAUGAGCAAUUUUGUGGGGGUUUUUUUUCAUCCCAGACUCUUGUUUAUUUUUAUAAUUCUAAUUUAGCUCUUUGGAGAACAGAAUUUAAAUGAUUUCCACUUGUUAUAAAAAUGUUGCGAUGAGAUGAAAAAAUAAAAAAAAGUAAAAUCCUAAGGAUCAUAAACCUGCAAUUCACUUGUCACCUGAGUUUGUGCAAACGUUAGUUUUGUCUUGAUGUUUCUAAAAUGAAUAUAUUUUCCCUUUUUUCUAUCGUGUGCUGAUUCAUACAGAAGCAGGAUACUUGAUGAUGCAUCAUUCAAAUAAUCUUAUAUAGUAAAAAGCAGAUACUGCAGAAAACCUUUGAUUAUCAGGAUUUGCUGUGAAAAUACAUUAAUUCAUAUUCCAUACCUAUACAUGUGUGUGUAUG